Messenger RNA from Colius striatus (speckled mousebird), 4198 nucleotides. It is a transcript of the gene ALS2CL, whose product is annotated as ALS2 C-terminal like. The transcript has 26 exons. The record is from RefSeq and is a predicted model, not a curated record. Lineage: Eukaryota; Metazoa; Chordata; Aves; Coliiformes; Coliidae. The coding region runs from base 108 to 2960 and encodes 950 amino acids.
UUACACAGGUUUCUGGAAGCUUAUCCUCUGGAUGAUCUUUCCAGGUCCCUUCCAGCCCUUGAGAUGCUGUGGUCCUGUGAUCCAUCCAAGGCUCAUGGUUUCAGGACAUGUGCAUGGCUGAAGCAACUGCAUCUCUGCUCCAGGUAGAGGAAACCUUCUCAGCAUGCCUGGCACGGAUAGAUGCCCUCAUCCUCAAGCCUCUGCUCCAGGCAGAGCCAAGUGACCAGAAGGGGAAGGAGAACUUCAAGCUCUUUCUGCUCCUGAAUGAUCGAUUUCAAGCUCUCUGGAACCUCACAGAAGAAAAUUACAGGGUACUGAAGCAAAAAUGCAGCACCUCAGAGUCAUUCUGCAUCCAGGACAUUUACCCUGUCUGGAAAGGAGACUUGUUUCUAAGCCUCUACAUCCAGUAUUUCGUCACUUUUGCAAACUACGCUGUGGUGCACGGCUUCGAGCACGCCACCAAGAGCAAAAGCGAAGCUUGGAAGCACCAUAAGACAGUGCUGAAGCAGCUCCUCACAGACUUCACCCCUGAGACCUCCAUGUCACUGGCUUUAUACACUAUUCUUCACAAACCUAUCCGAGAUCAUGUCCAGCAGUAUGUGCAGCUCCUGACCAAGCUGAAAGAGGUUCUCAAGGAGGGCUCUGAGAAGGAUGUUGUUAUCAGUGCCAUCAAGGAAUAUAUGAAGCUGGAGUCUUUCAUCAGCCAAGUCCUGGAUGAAGCUUGUUUCACCAAGGCUUUAUGGAAAUCCUUGAGCUACAAGUUCACGGACAUGCUGUGUGUACCUGAGAGGAGGCUGCUGGAAGAUAGCAAAAACCUUCCCAUCUCCGCCAGCACCAAUCGAUCCGACCGCAUCUUGCUCUUUGAUGACGUCCUUGUGCUCAUUCAGGGGAACAGCUUUCAGAGUUUUGAUCUGAAGCUUGUGUGGGUAGAUGAAAACUGCAAGGAGAAGUCAGCUCCAGGCCUGCACGGACUCCGCAUUGUGACCCCGGAGGAAACGUUCUUUCUCUCUGCCAAAGACCCACAGAUGAAGGCUGUUUGGCAGUGGAAGCUGAACCAGGCUGUCAGACAGGCACUGAAUGGGAAGAGAGAUUUCCCUUUGUGGGGCAAGGCUGGGGAAGGCACCCAGCCCCCAUCCUGCCGCUUCUUCACCUACGUCUUCAGGCUGGAGGGCAAGUUCAAGAGCGCGUCCUACGAGGGCGAGUGGCACUGGGGGAAGCCACAUGGCAAGGGGACGCUGAAGUGGCGAGAUGGACGCAACCACGUCGGAGAUUUCAAGGAAGGCUUGGAGCACGGGUUUGGCAUAUGCCUUGUCCCACGCCGAUCUGAGGACCGGUAUGACUGCUACAAGUGCCACUGGUACGAGGGCAAGAUGAGAGGCUAUGGAAUCUGUGAGUAUGGGAACGAUACGGUCUACAAAGGGUACUUCAAAGACAACGUGCGCCAGGGGUUUGGGAUCCUGGAGAACCUCUCAGCUGAGCAUUCCUUUAAAUACACAGGACAGUGGGAAAAUGACAAGAAGAAUGGAUAUGGAGUCUGGGAAGACAAAGACAGAGGGGAGAGAUACAUAGGGACGUGGCUGGAUGAUCACAAACAUGGACAAGGCAUUGUAGUAACCCAGUCGGGUGUCUGCUAUCAGAGGACAUUUCAUGCUGAUAAAAUGGUGGGUUCUGGGAUUCUGCUGCUGGAAGAUGACUCUGUCUAUGAAGGGAACUUCACAGAAGAUCUGACCUUUGUUGGAAAGGGAAAGCUGUCCUUUGCCAAUGGCUUCAUUCUGGAAGGAACCUUUACUAACAAAUCAGGCCAAGGCCUUCAGACACAUGGCAUCCUGAACACGUCCAACGAGCAGCUGGAUGACAGGAUAACCAAAGCUCAGCUGGGCCUCGAGGAGUUCCCAGUGGAGAAGAGAUGGAAGGGAAUCUAUGACCAGUUCCUGGAGUUCAUCCAUUCUGGCUGCAAAGAGGAAACAGAGGAGUCCUUCACGGGGUUCCAUGUACAAACAAGCAAGGAGCUGAGGAGAUCUCAGGAGUACCUCUUCUGCCAAAGGGGGACUGAGGAUGUAUCCUGGAAGGCAGAGGAUAUUCUUGAGCUUCUCCAGCACCAGGGGCUGGAGUCACUGCAGAGUUAUUUAGAGAAGGCAUUGAAGUCUUCCCUGCACCCACUGGGAAAGCUGCUGAAGGCCUUGAUGAUAGCUUUUCAGGCAACAUAUUCUGGGAUUGGGGCCAACAGACACUUGCUGACUAUGGCACAAGAGGAGGUCAAGUACUAUGCAAAGAAAAUAUGGGAGUUUUACCAGGGUUUGCUCCACCUGGCCCUGGAACAGAAAGGCCAACUGCCCCCAAAGUGUGUGGAUGAAGACACAAGUGACCAGAAGGCAUGCAGUGUGGUCCUGCCACUGAUCUUGCCCUGCUUCUACCCCGAGCUUUUCAUGCUCUACAUGCUUUACCAUGAAAGAGAAGAUGACCUCUACUGCCAAGGGAUCGUGGAUUUAAGUCUGUUUCCUGACAUCAAGCUGCUGGAGUUCCUGGAUGUGCAGAAACACCUCUGGCCUCUGAAAGAUCUCACCCUGACAACCAACCAGAGGCGGUCCCUUAUCAAAGACAAGUGUUUCCUGUCUGCCACAGAGUGUUUGCAGAAGCUGAUCACCACAGUGGAUCCCAGGGAAAAGCUGGUGAUCCUCCAGAAGACAUAUGAGGAGAUAGAGAGCACAGUGUCCCGGGUGCUAGAGAAGGACUACAAGCUCCCCAUGGAUGACCUGUUGCCCCUCCUGAUGUAUGUUGUAUCCAGAGCAAAAAUACAGCACCUGGGGGCUGAAAUCCACCUGAUCAGAGACUUGAUGGACCCCACGAAUCAAGGAGGACUGUAUGACUUUCUGUUAACAGCACUGGAGUCCUGCUAUGAACACAUCCAGAGGAUGAGACUCCACCAAAGAGAGAACUGCCCCAUGCCUCACAGCUCCUGAGCCCCAGCACCCCCAGGGAGCCUCCUCCCUGCUGCACCUUCCUGACCAAACCAACACUGUGGGAUGAAGAAGCAGAGCUGUCGCUGCCCUCCUGCUGCCUUUCAAAAGGGGAACAACAGCUAUCUAUCAGAGGAGGGCUUUCUUGCCCUCUGAAACCAGCUAUGACCAUAAAGCACAGAUGUAGGGAUGCUGUGGGACCUAAAAGCCUUGGACAGACGAGCUCAGCUUGUGUUUGGGGGUCUCUCUGUGGGAUGUGACCAAGGUUUCCUCUGCCCUGCAGUCUGAUUCCACUGUCCUGCCAAGAACAGCCUGCCCUGUAACCUCGUGGAGCUGUUCUCUCAGGUGCUCUGGGUGGCUUUGCUCUGAGGAACCGACUAAGAGGCUGUUUGGUAGUCAAAUGAAAGCCCAAGAACCACGUUGGUGGGGCUGUGUGUGCUUGGCAGGGGCAGGAGAGCCCAUGGCCACACUCCUCAACAACCUGUUGCUGGAGUGCAGUGGCUUUUCCCUUCUAAAAGGGGAAGGUUUGUCCUUUCCUCUUCCUACCUGUGCCAAACUCAGUACCUCUCCACUGCCCUGUAAAGCUGCUAAAUGACUAACUGCCUUGUAUUUAUAACCCUGCAGGCUCCUGGUGACUCUCAGGGAUAUCCCACCUCGCACCUUCAACUUGCCUAGUGCUGCUUUGUAAUGCUGCAGGGGUCCCUGUGUGCCUGAUAGAAGGGACACACACUGUCCUGGGGUGAGGAAUCUCUAAACCUGGUAAGAGAAAACAUAAACCCAGCUGUUGCUCUGCACUGACAGAGCUGCAGGAGCACCAGUUUUCCACGGUGCACAGCAUUGUGCUGCCAGAUUCCCUCCCCACUGUGGCAUCCAGAGGUGAAUGGGGCUGGGUUUUAUGCUGCCUUUAUAAAAGGCAAAGGGAUCAGUUGCUAUCCUGUGCCUAUCAGACCAAACAGAGUCAAGUCUGAGUUGCACAUUUCGAGCAAGAGCUCUUUCAACCUGAUUUUUAACCUGCUUUUGGGGUGGUUUUUAACAGUUUGACUUCAAAUUGUCCAGGUCUGGGACUGGAGGAAAACAAACCAAAACUCUCCAGGCUGUGUCCUCCUGUUUCUCACCAAGUAUUAUGCUUUAAUAAACAGUACAACACUGAUCACAACAGUUACUAGAUUGGUAUGAGAUGAUCCUGAUGGAUGUCUGGCAGUAACUUUGUAUUUAAAUAAAGCUGUUGAGUUUUUAAGAGA